Messenger RNA from Anopheles maculipalpis, 738 nucleotides. Its product is annotated as arylalkylamine N-acetyltransferase-like 2. The transcript has a single exon. NCBI's taxonomy places the organism in Eukaryota, Metazoa, Arthropoda, Insecta, Diptera, Culicidae. The record is from RefSeq and is a predicted model, not a curated record. Gene Ontology annotation, molecular function: N-acetyltransferase activity.
AUGGUAACGCUCUCUGGACGAACUUUUGGGAAACUGUUCCAAAGUUGAUAUUCUUCUCGUGUGCAAAUGAACGGAGGGUUUCCCAAGAUUCUCUACCGCAUUGCGGUACCGAGCGAGUGUGAUCGGAUUCGGGAAGCGCUAUUAUCUUUCUACUUCCCGGAGGAACUACUGACACGAUCCUACCUGGAAGCGACACAAACCACCAUCGGACCAACGGAAGAACAGAUCCAAUAUGCGCUGUCUUUCGUCCAGCAGGGCAUGGUUGCGCUGGCGAUCGAGGAAGAUCAUGGUACGAUCGUUGGUGUUACGAUUGCACGGUGCGUAAAGCCCACUACAGCGGACGAGUUGUUAGCACUGGUUCCUGCAGUGUCCGGAACACGCCGGUGGACCGAAAUGUUGCACCUGUUUGCUCAUCUCGAACAAAUGGGUGAUGUUUGUGGUCGGUUUCGUUCGCGCCGUUCGUACCACGUGUUCGUGCUGGCGGUUGAGCCACAUUUCCGGCGCAGAGCGAUCGGUCAGAAGUUGAUGGAGUUCCAGUUGGCACGCGGGAAAUCGCUUCGUUUUCGUGUGGUGAGUGCAGAUUUUACGUGUGAAGUUGCGGCACGGAUAGGGGAGCGUAUGGACAUGCGGUGCGUGAGUGCGAUCUCGUUGAACCAAUACCGCAACCAGGCCGGAGAGCACCCGUUUGUGGCCUCGGGUCCGAAUCAUAUUGUAAGCACGUAUGCGCGUUAUGUAUGA